CACCACUUUGCCCACCUUUCCUCCCCCCCUUCCCUCUUCUCUCCCUGUGAGUGCCCGUCCUAAACUCCUGAAUCCCAAUCCUCCUAUUCUCCGGGUUACUCUGGAGUCUGGAGUACCAAGAACCUAGAACCCGGAACCAGCUCGAAUCCCACUAUUCUAGAAGGAGUGAAAAUGGUGCGAAAAUUUCGAAAUCAGCCUGUCUCCCCGGCCCCCAUCUGGACAGUCAUGAAUUGAUUAAUCAAUAACCAACCCCUGCCCCCUGGUCGGGGAUGGGAUGGCUUCCGGUGCUUUGCAGUGCUCGCGAGCCCCAUCGUCACCAUAUACCGCAAAGGGCAAAUGCAGUGCUCGUCGACUGUCCACCCGGACGCCGAGGAGGUUUGCUGGAAACUGCACCUGCGCCAUCGAAGGAUUCAGUCCGUGUCCGAUGGACCGGGCCGAAUUAGGGAUCUGGACCCGAGCAAGGGUUCGCCAUGGCCGGGAUCAUGUUUCCUGUCCUGUUUGUGGUUUGUCUGUUUCCCCCGUCUGAUCUGGAUCAUCUGGAGUCCAGAGUCCGUGCUCUCCCCCCCUCCGCCGCAGGAUUCGUGGUGGGUGUUCCGAUGCGGCUUUGAAUAUGGUUGUUCUUCCUGGACUGUCUUAGCUCACGCUCUACUCCCUCGGGCCGGUCCUGAAGGGCUGAAAGAUCCCAUUCAUCAUGAACUUAUAAUAAAUUUGGCACGCGAUGCUGCAUCACGGCGAUUUGAGUGUUAAGUAAACACCGGGCGAGAGGCUUGUCAUUUUUUAGCGCCCCCCCGUCA
Aspergillus steynii IBT 23096 is the source of this 794-nucleotide messenger RNA. RefSeq lists its product as uncharacterized. The record is from RefSeq and is a predicted model, not a curated record. Bases 337 to 747 code for a protein of 136 amino acids. The transcript has a single exon. NCBI's taxonomy places the organism in Eukaryota, Fungi, Ascomycota, Eurotiomycetes, Eurotiales, Aspergillaceae.